Bombyx mandarina (wild silkworm) is the source of this 3086-nucleotide messenger RNA. RefSeq names its product mitochondrial 2-oxoglutarate/malate carrier protein. Lineage: Eukaryota; Metazoa; Arthropoda; Insecta; Lepidoptera; Bombycidae. The record is from RefSeq and is a predicted model, not a curated record.
UUUUUAAUGUACACAUUUUUAAAUUAUUUCAAAAUACCUAAGAAACUACGGUUCAAUUGUAGUGUUACAAAGUUAAAAUGUGCCAUGAUCCAUUUGCUUUACGCCAGAACUUAAAGUAACAUCACACAUUGAAAUGUCAAAACGUCAAAAACUUCAAACUAAUCUUAGAAGCUGAAUAAAGCAGCUGUUUUUCUCUACCGUAAAAUUCGAGUUUGAAUUUGUUAGAGAAACAUAACAUAAAAGUUUAUAUUGCCUUAAUUGAAUUGGAGUAGUGCUUAUUCGAGAAUAUAAAUAAUGGCUCAAUCAUCCGCCGCGCCGCCGAAAGAGCGUUAUAUACCAAAUGGAUUGAAGUUCGCGUUUGGUGGCCUUGCAGGAAUGGCGGCGACGUGCGUUGUCCAGCCUUUAGAUUUGAUCAAGACAAGAAUGCAAUUGAGCGGCAGCGGGAAGAGCUCCUUCACUGUGGCCGGGGAAAUCGUUGCGAAGGAAGGCUUCUUCUCAUUGUACGCUGGGCUGUCAGCUGGCUUACUGAGACAAGCAACGUACACGACCACGCGGCUCGGAGUCUAUAGCUGGCUCUUCGACGCUUACAGAGAACGCAACGCUGGUGCCAACCCUGGCUUCGGCACGAAGACCAUGCUGGGCGUGGCCGCCGGGUCCAUUGGCGCGUUCGUCGGCACUCCGGCUGAAGUGGCCCUCAUACGGAUGACGGCUGACGGACGCCUGCCCCAGGAGCAGAGGAGGAAUUACAAGAACGUUGCUGACGCGCUGAUCAGGAUAGUGCGCGAGGAGGGCGUGCUGAAGCUGUGGCGCGGCGCCACUCCCACGGUGGGGCGCGCCAUGGUGGUGAACGCGGCGCAGCUGAGCACGUACUCGCAGGCGCGGGAGGCGCUCGCGGGCCGCGUGCCCGACGGCGUGGCGCUGCACUUCUGCGCGUCCAUGGUGUCCGGGCUGGUCACGACCAUCGCCUCGAUGCCCGUCGACAUCAUUAAGACCAGAAUCCAAAACGCGGCAAAAGGUCAAAGUCAGCUGUCCGUAGUGACCUCCCUGCUGCGGAACGAGGGCGUCCUGUCGCUGUGGAAGGGCUUCCUGCCGUACUACGCGCGCCUCGGGCCCCACACCGUGCUCACCUUCAUAUUCCUGGAGCAAAUGAACACGGCCUACUUCAAAUACACGUAAUGAGUUGCCCACUCUAAAACUUUUGGGGGAAAAUGGAGGGAAAUUUAUUUACGAAAUGGGGAAAACAAAUUUUGAUAUAUUUUUUGCGAUAAUUAAAAGGUAUGUAAGAAAAAAAACACGAUGGAAUGAUCUAGAAUGAGUGAUUACUUAAAUAAGAGUCGCGUGAGAUAUAGAGCAUAAGAUGAUUAUUUAUUGAUUUAAGGGAAAAAAUAUAUCGAUAUUUGUAGGCAUUUAUAGAUCAGCUUUUAAAAUAUAUUUAUAUACAAAUUCAAUUGAUAUAAUGUCAAAGGAAUCGGUCGUUUUUGUAGUGGCGCUAAAAUACGGUAAUUGAAAUUACAUACAUUUUAUUUUUUGUUAUUUUUUUUCUAUUUAAAUAUAAGCUUUGUUAAAAUGGGUGCCGAAUUCACUAGAAGGAUUCGUUUAGAAACUGCAAUAUUAAAAGUUUUUCGUAUAAUCGACUUUAUUUACACUGAACAUGUUAUAUAUAAUUUUGUCUUUAUUUAAUAUGAGAAGAUGUAUUUUUGUAUGAAAAAUCAUUGUUAUCAGCAUUUAGAUAAUUGUCUAAUUAUGAGUGCUGCUGGAGAUUCGAUAAGGUGCUUGUUUGCAUUGUAAACAACAAAAAAAUAUGCGCAAAACUCUAAUGUUAUAUAAAAUAAUGAUUGUAUAUAAUGAAAUCGAUGAAAAAUAACAGUAUGAACUUACUCGAACGAACGAAUAUUAUUAUGUCGCUUUGUCUAUAAACGCCAUGUCUAUGUUUUUUUUUCUCUGUACACAUAAUUACUAUGUAAAUUAGGAAUAUUCGAGAAUUACAAACGAAAUGCUUUUUCCUCAUUUACCAUUUAUCAGAGAACACACGGAAAUUACUUUUGAAUAAAUAUUAAUAUCGGUCACAGGAAAAUGGGAAUAGGAAAUAACGAUUUUAAAACGUUCGUUUUUAGAGUGACUGUGAGCUGCAACACCGUCUCGCUCUCUCUCGUUCUUUUCGUGUCGUGACGAAAGAGAUAGCAAUAUAUGUAGUUUCAAAUAUUAUCCAUCGCAUUUCUCUCGCAAUUUCCAUGGGGUAUGAGUGAUUCGACCAUUGUCACUCAAGAUUUAGGUUAAUCGUAUUUAUUAUCAUACACUCUCUCUUCUCUAUCGUUGUUGACAUUGAAAAAAAAAGCUGUUUAUUUAUUGGUAACAUUUGCCAGUAAAUAUAAAAAAAUAUAUAUUAUAUAGACAAAGGUGAAAUUGUUCUAAACAUUAUUACUGUCAAUACUAGAUUUAAGAGGAAAACAGAUUCCUAAUGACAUCAUUACAAACAAUCUCGUUAUCAUUAUCUACGGUUUUUUUUUUGGUCUAUUUGUAAAUACUUUUUGCUAAUUUCAUUCAAAAUUCGAGGCCACGGUUCUUGAAAUCAUAAUGCCGGUUUUAAAUCAAAAACAAUGUUAAUUCGUUACUAAGUCAAACAUUUAAUCUAGAGCGAAGGUAGAUGAAAAUCGUCGCAUCGGGUCGUUGACCUCCCGAAUCAACUCUGAUUUGUUCAUCGAUCUAUUGCAACAGAAUAUUUACAGUAAACUUGUUAUUUGAGGAGUUAGAUUAACGGACAUACGACGUUUUGCUUCUGUUAUCAAGACUUUCGGCUUUUGAGUUCUCGUGUUUGUUGUAUCAUUAUUGCUUUGCAGUUAAAUGCGAUAAUAGUGUUUAAAUUAAGAUCAUAUAAACUUCUAUAAUUUAUUUAUUCCUAAUUCUAAGCUCAAAGAUUUUGUAUACCUGAUUUAAAAAUAGUUUUUAAUCAUUAUAUGGCUUAUUUAUAAUUUCUUCAGUAGAGGCUUUGGAAUGUACCGCACUGACUGAUUUCGGAAUAUCGAAAGUAAAUAUGAUUUGUAUUUCAAUUAUAAUCUUUAUUUUCAUCAGAUAAAGUUGAAUUUCUU